UUUAUCCAAGGCGGGUAACUCUAAACUUGUCUGAAAGUAGGCGCACGUGGUCACACGUGUUUGCUGAGUGAUCGCUGUGUGUUAGGGUUGAUCCACUAGCUCUUCGUUUUCAUCUCACUAUGGCUGCUAACCUUGCUCUGCUAAGUGUGUCUGACAAGACAGGAUUGGUGGACUUUGCCAAGAAGUUGUCUGCCCUUGGUCUGGAGCUGGUAGCAUCAGGUGGCACUGCCAAGGCAAUCAGAGACGCUGGCCUUGCUGUCAGGGAUGUGUCUGAGGUGACAGGUGCCCCCGAGAUGCUUGGUGGCCGAGUGAAGACUCUCCACCCAGCUGUACAUGGAGGUAUCCUGGCUCGGUGUACUGAAUCUGACCAGGCAGACCUUGACAAGCAGGGCUUCAAGAUGAUCAGAGUUGUGGCGUGUAACCUCUACCCCUUCGUGAAGACUGUGGCCAACCCUGAUACCACUGUAGCCCAGGCCGUGGAACAGAUCGACAUAGGAGGUGUCACCUUACUGAGGGCAGCCGCUAAGAACCAUGCACGAGUGACCGUAGUGUGUGACCCCACCGAUUACAGCACGAUCUGUGACGAGAUGAGUAACUCAACGAACAAGGACACCGUGGAGGAGACGAGGCAGAGGAUGGCAGUCAAGGCCUUCAACCACACAGCAGAGUAUGAUGCUGCCAUCUCCGACUACUUCCGGCGUGAGUACAGCAGUGGAGUCUCCCAGCUGACACUCCGCUACGGGAUGAAUCCUCACCAAAAACCAGCCCAGAUCUACACCCCUCAGCCACAGCUGCCCCUCACAGUGCUGAACGGGUCCCCGGGCUUCAUCAACUUGUGCGACGCCCUCAACGGCUGGCAGUUGGCGGAGCUGAAGCAAGGAAUGGGUCUUCCUGCGGCCACUUCCUUCAAACACGUCAGUCCAGCAGGUGCUGCUGUGUCCGCUCCACUCACACCAGAACAAGCACGACUCUGUAUGGUGGAUGACAUGACAGAGUUGUCUCCCCUGGCUAUUGCAUAUGCUAGAGCUCGAGGUGCCGACAGGAUGUCAUCGUUUGGAGAUUUUGUGUCGCUGUCGGAUGAGUGUGAUGUAUCUACAGCCAAGAUAAUAUCUCGAGAAGUUUCUGACGGAGUUGUGGCCCCUGGUUAUCAACCUGCAGCCCUGGAGAUACUCAAAAAGAAGAAGGGCGGAAAGUAUUGUAUUUUGCAGAUUGAUCCUUCAUUCAACCCUCCUGAGCUGGAGACAAGGACGUUAUUUGGUCUCCAGAUGCAGCAGAAGAGGAAUGAUGCAGUUAUUGACAAGAACCUCUUCUCAAACAUCACAUCCAAGAGAAAGGAGCUCCCAGAGGAAGCCGUGCGGGACCUGAUAGUGGCUAGCAUCGCUCUGAAGUACACUCAGUCUAACUCUGUGUGCUAUGCCCGAGAUGGACAGGUUAUUGGUAUCGGUGCCGGCCAGCAGUCUCGCAUCCACUGUACCAGACUGGCAGGGGAGAAGGCCAACAACUGGUGGUUGAGGCAGCAUCCCAAGGUGCUCGGGAUGCAGUUCAAGAAGGGUGUGAAGAGAGCAGAAAUCUCUAAUGCCAUCGACAUCUACGUUUUGGGAACAGUUGGUCAGGACAUGGACCAGACAACAUGGGAGAAUCUGAUGGAGAAUCCCCCAGCACCACUCACAGAGGAGGACAGGACUACAUGGAUCUCAAAGUUGAAGGGCGUUUCACUUAGCUCUGAUGCCUUCUUCCCCUUUAGAGACAACAUUGACAGAGCUUACCAGAGUGGUGUGGAGUACAUUGCCUCCCCUGCUGGGUCCACCAACGACAACGCCAUCAUCCAAGCCUGUGAUGACCACAACAUCACCCUGGCCCACACCAACCUUCGUCUCUUCCAUCACUAGAGCUUAGCUAUAUUCACCAUAUCUCCGGCUGUGACAGAGCUUCCUACGUCAGAGAUGGCAUUGCCACUGCUUUCUUGAAGUGGCUCAAAUCUGUCUUGUUAAUCAAAAUUGUAUUCUGUUUAUUCAUUCCACUACUAACUGUUGCAGCUUAAGAAGAAAUGGUGCCUCUAUUUUCACCUUCCGCGUUGUAGUGUCGAUUACACAACAUGUGCUUCUGUGCUUGACUUGUUGGAAGGAUGCAUCAAGAUAAUCUUCUUCUGCUCAAAAAUGCUUUCUUUAAUAGAUUCUGAAGCUAUGUUAGGUCAAAGACAAACAACAUGGUUAGCGUUGUUGUGUUGAGCUGAAUUGUCAGCAGGUUUCAUGUUAUUCUGUUAAGAGUUUAAAAGCGUUUGGGCCAGAAUUUGCUGAGCAUUUAGAAUCAGAAGUUCAAUCCUUUUGAGAGGUUUAAAGUGACAAAACAUUUUGUCAUACAUCCUCAGUGACUGGAAGAAUCUCAUUUCCUUGCCCAUGUGUUACAGUAUUUGUUGCAAUAUUUAUGUUCUUUGUGAUUGUAUUAUGUUUUUUUCACUUGAAAUACUUGGAUAUCAUUUAUUCAUGGUCUACUUCAGAGCUUUUGCAUCUUCUUUUAAUAACAUGCAUUAAUUUGAAAAAUGUAAAUCCAUAACUGAUAUUAAUCAAAUAAAAUAUUUUUUAUGA
Haliotis rubra (blacklip abalone) is the source of this 2585-nucleotide messenger RNA. Its product is annotated as bifunctional purine biosynthesis protein ATIC-like. Lineage: Eukaryota; Metazoa; Mollusca; Gastropoda; Lepetellida; Haliotidae. Gene Ontology annotation, molecular function: phosphoribosylaminoimidazolecarboxamide formyltransferase activity; IMP cyclohydrolase activity. The record is from RefSeq and is a predicted model, not a curated record. Gene Ontology annotation, biological process: 'de novo' IMP biosynthetic process. Gene Ontology annotation, cellular component: cytosol.